Fusarium poae is the source of this 543-nucleotide messenger RNA. RefSeq lists its product as uncharacterized. The transcript has a single exon. Bases 1 to 543 code for a protein of 180 amino acids. The record is from RefSeq and is a predicted model, not a curated record. Lineage: Eukaryota; Fungi; Ascomycota; Sordariomycetes; Hypocreales; Nectriaceae.
AUGCCCCAACUCGAACGCAUUCCGGACCUCAGCGUCGACGGUCUCAACAAUGAGCGCUACGGAUCUCCCGAGUUUCGCAUCACAUUCUUAAUUCCCGCGCCUCCCAUGCUUGCUGCCAAGGCUACCUUUCAAAUGGUGCUCAUGUUCCCCAGUCGACCCGUGCAAUAUAGCUCUUCCACGCGACAGUACGGGUACUCAAGGAUACUGUCUUUACUGACCAAAACCGCCGCGAUCUUCAAUCCCUCAAGCAUGGAGGUGGCACGAAUCCUGCUACGCCGGAACUUCGUCCAUAUUAUACUUUUUGUCGCCGGUGUCGAUGAAGUUGACAAGGUCGGACGUUUAGAAGAUUCUCGACCGGUCCACGAGGCGAGUGAUUGGAUACAACGGUCCUGCGCACCAUCCAUCUCUCUACAUCCAUACACCACCCAUGCCUAUCUUCUUCGGUCUGGCGGCUUAUGUAUAGCGAUCCAGCGACGAACCUACAGACAGAAACGUAGAAGACAAAGAGCAUCCCAGCUUGACCAACGUCCGGUUUCACCCUAA